UAAAGUAGUCCGAAAAACAAUGACGUAGGUGGUUUUUGCUCUCACUGCAAAGGCAAUCAGAAGUGCUCAAGGAAUGUAGUGCAAGGCAAAUAAAACAGCCAAAAUCCCAAUGAAAACACCAUCGGAGGGCAAAUAUUAGGAUUCAUCGUGUGCUUGUGCGGAGAAUGAAAUAAGACAGCGCGAUGCCUCGAAAUUACGAAGCUUCCGGGGAGUUCUCCAAGUCAUCCCGCACUUGGCUUCACAAUGAGCAGGCUCUGCUCAGUGAGGAAGGAGUGACAUUCAAUGUCCGGUACAUCGGAUGUUUAGAAAUCAAGACAUCGAUGAAAACAUUGGAAUUCACGACACGAUCGCAAGUGGCCAAAGAAUGCAUCAAUCGCGUGUGCGAGGCGGCAGGACUGAAGGCAUCGCGGAAGAGGCGCGUGGACAAGAAGAUCAUCCAGUGCAUCUCGGAGAAGCCCAUCAUGGAGAAUGCGGGCGCCAAUGUCACUCUCACAGUGUCCAGUAAAUUCCUGUCGCUGGUCAACAUCGACACGGGUGACAUCAUAGCCAACAAUGACAUGCCCAGAAUCUCAUUCGCGUCCGGCGGCGACACAGACACGCUGGACUUUGUUGCCUACGUGGCCAAGGAUCUGAAGGACUGGCGAGCAUGCUAUGUGCUCGAAUGCGGCGGUGGACAAGCCCAGGAUUUGAUUGCCACGAUUGGUCAGGCUUUCGAGUUGCGCUACAAGGAGUUCUUCAACAAACCACAAGAAUACAAGAACGUAAAGGAUUCUCCGUACAAUUUGCGGUGUGAUAAAGACUACUACAAUGAUUUACCUGGGAAAGUUCCGCCGGAUUUGCUCUUUGACGGUGAUUUGGCGCAAUCUCUGUCGCAUUUAAAUGUUAAGCAGACAUCUCAUGAUCGCAUGAGCACAAAUUUAAUAGAUUUGAAUAGUCCAACACUGGAGCAUGACUAUGUCAAUGAGAAUCGACAGGCUGGAGCUUCAGAGGCCACAGCGAGUACUUCAUUCCAAACACGCGAUCUCUUCGAUAUGCAGCCAUUCUCGCUGUCUGCCGAGGUGCAGAGGUCGCAGCUGAUCACAGAAUCGUGGUUCCAUGGCGCGAUAAGCAGACCUGUCUCGGAGAAUCUGCUCAAGAGCGAUGGGGAUUUCCUGGUGAGGGAAUCUCAGGGCACGCCAGGGCAGUAUGUUCUCACUGGAAUGCAGUCUGCGUCGCCCAAGCAUCUUCUACUUAUCGAUCCCGAAGGAGUUGUCCGGACGAAGGAUCGUAUCUUUGAGAGCAUCAGCCAUCUCAUAAACUACCACUGGACAAAUUCCCUGCCCAUUAUAUCUGCAGAGAGUGCGCUAGUCUUGCGAACACCAAUUCUGCGAACAUACGAGCUGAAAGUGACAAAGUAAUUCAAUUCUUAGACGUAAUAUUUGCUCCAAGAAUGUAUUUUUCUCCUCAUAGAACAAAAAAGAAUCAUCUAUAUAUCCAAAUAUUAUUAAAGAAAAAAAUGCACUAAUUAUUCCUGAUUAGAGAGAGAAAAGAUAAAGAGAUGUUAUAAAGAAGAUAUUUUAUUAGGAAAAGUAAAAAUCAAAAUGUAAUUUCAAAGUGUAAAUGAAUAUACAGAUUUAACUUCA
Molecule: messenger RNA, 1622 nt
Organism: Phlebotomus argentipes
Lineage: Eukaryota; Metazoa; Arthropoda; Insecta; Diptera; Psychodidae
Gene: Shc
Product: SHC-transforming protein 1
Exons: 8
Coding region: 183-1397 (404 amino acids)
Biological process (GO): intracellular signal transduction; cell surface receptor protein tyrosine kinase signaling pathway
Cellular component (GO): plasma membrane
Molecular function (GO): receptor tyrosine kinase binding
Source: RefSeq, a predicted model, not a curated record